Molecule: messenger RNA, 740 nt
Organism: Dermatophagoides farinae (American house dust mite)
Lineage: Eukaryota; Metazoa; Arthropoda; Arachnida; Sarcoptiformes; Pyroglyphidae
Product: histone H3
Cellular component (GO): nucleosome
Molecular function (GO): DNA binding; structural constituent of chromatin; protein heterodimerization activity
Source: RefSeq, a predicted model, not a curated record
CCAAACUUGAAUUUCGCGCUCUUUUCAUGCUCCUCCUUCGAGUAUUGUCUUGUUCUGAUGGUCGAGUAUAAAAAAGCGAUUCACACCAAGUCUCGUUACUCAUUUGUUUAUUGGCACUCAAAACUAUUGUAUUUUCAAGUCGAAAACAAAAUAAUUUGAAAUGGCUCGUACAAAACAAACAGCCCGUAAGUCAACUGGUGGUAAAGCACCACGAAAACAAUUGGCAACCAAAGCUGCUCGUAAAUCGGCUCCAGCUACCGGAGGUGUGAAAAAACCCCAUCGUUAUCGCCCAGGUACUGUUGCUCUUCGAGAAAUUCGUCGAUACCAAAAAUCGACCGAAUUGCUCAUCCGUAAAUUGCCAUUCCAACGAUUAGUCCGUGAAAUUGCUCAAGAUUUCAAGACUGAUCUUCGAUUCCAAUCAUCGGCUGUAAUGGCAUUGCAAGAAGCUUCUGAAGCCUAUCUCGUUGGUUUGUUUGAAGAUACUAACUUGUGUGCUAUCCAUGCAAAACGUGUUACCAUUAUGCCGAAAGAUAUCCAAUUGGCUCGCCGAAUUCGUGGAGAACGUGCUUAAAUUCUUCAAUUUUCAUUCUAAUCUAAUCCAUCAUUCAUAUACAAACGGUCCUUUUUAGGACCAUAUUUUGAUCCAAUUGAGAUUCGAGCAUUUUUUAAUCUUUGUUAUUUAUCAUUUUGUCAUUUGAAUAAAAUCAUUUAAAAAAAAAUUCCGAUUUCUCAAGUUUAUU